AUGGCUAGCGUAUCAACAGCUUCCAAUGGGAGCAGACCCAGCACGUGGCAGGGCGCUGGGGCAGCUGAGUUUGACCUGAGAAGUGAUACAAUGACCAAGCCAACUCCGGCAAUGCUCGAGGCUAUCUGCCAGACCACACUUCUUGACGAUGUCUUCGGUGAAGACCCAGUGACAAAUGAUCUUGAAGCUUAUGUGGCAGAGCGUACUCAACAUGAAAGCGCUCUCUUGGUCAUGUCUGGCACAAUGGGCAACCAGGUUGCCAUCCGCACGCACCUGAAGGAACCGCCUUAUUCUGUCUUGUGCGAUCAUCGGUCUCAUAUCAUCUGUUACGAGGCUGGUGGAGUAAGCUCCCUCACGGGCGCUACGGUCAUGCCCGUCACCCCGAAGAAUGGUGUUCACCUUACUUUGGAGGAUAUAAAGAAACAUGCGGUACUCAGCGAUAACAUCCACUACUGUCCUACGAAGCUCAUCAGUCUUGAGAACACGUUGGAUGGGAUGGUUAUGCCACUUUCUGAGGCUCGGCGUAUCACUGAAUGGGCCCAUCAAAACAACAUCAAGGUCCAUCUGGAUGGUGCGAGACUUUGGGAAGCAGUGGUGUCCGGUGCCGGUAGUUUGCCUGACUACACUACUUUGUUCGAUAGCGUAAGCCUAUGUUUCUCGAAGGGCUUAGGUGCCCCCAUUGGAAGUAUUAUUGUUGGCUCGAACGAGUUCAUCAAGAAAGCUCGAUGGUUUCGCAAAUCCAUCGGUGGUGGUGUACGUCAAGCUGGAGUCAUCUCUGCGGCGGCCCGCGUCGCGGUUGAGGAGACAUUUGGACCAGACCCCAAUGGACAGCAAGGGAAGCUUCUAGGGUCUCAUCAGAGAGCAAAGAAGGUUGCCGAUAUGUGGACUAGCCGUGGAGGCAAGCUAUCUCACCCGGUACAGACCAACAUGGUGUGGUUGGACGUCGAGGGGUCGGGCUUGGGGCCUGAUGACCUGGCUGAGAUCGGACGUGAAAAGGGGUUGAAGCUUGGGGGUAGUCGCAUUGUCGUCCACUACCGUAAGUAUCCCUUUCCCAUGCGAACUACUCUCUCCUAA
This is a messenger RNA of Aspergillus niger, 1074 nucleotides long. RefSeq lists its product as uncharacterized. Gene Ontology annotation, biological process: L-threonine catabolic process; glycine biosynthetic process. The transcript is spliced from 2 exons. The record is from RefSeq and is a predicted model, not a curated record. Gene Ontology annotation, cellular component: cytosol. Gene Ontology annotation, molecular function: L-allo-threonine aldolase activity. Lineage: Eukaryota; Fungi; Ascomycota; Eurotiomycetes; Eurotiales; Aspergillaceae. Bases 1 to 1074 code for a protein of 357 amino acids.